UGUAAGCUUUUAUCAGUCAGCACUAACACAAAACCUUCUCCUCCUCCUCUCUCUAUCUCUCUUAUCUGCUUUUCUAAUAAUAGUGGUGAGGAUAUUCUCAGAAGCAUUGGCCAGCUUUUGCCUAUUGCCCAUGACUGCUAGGGGCAGGGACCCCACAAGGGGUCGGUUUCGGCCGGAAAUGGCCAUGGCAUUGGCCAUUGUUCUGAUUUCUACUACUGUGGUUUCUGUUGCUGCUGAUGGUUACCCAUACAGUUCUCCUCCACCACCAACUUAUGAGUACAAGUCACCUCCACCACCAACUCCUUCACCACCACCUCCUUAUGAGUACAAGUCACCCCCUCCACCACCCAUUGAACAUAAGGCUCCACCUUAUGAGUACAAGUCACCCCCUCCACCACCCAUUGAACAUAAGGCUCCCCCAUACGAGUACAAGUCACCACCACCACCCUCACCUUCACCACCACCACCUUAUGAGUACAAGUCUCCACCUCCACCUUCCCCAUCACCCCCACCUCCUUAUGUAUACUCAUCACCACCUCCACCACCACAUGAACACAAGGCUCCACCAUAUGAAUACAAGUCACCUCCACCACCAUCUCCCUCACCCCCACCUCCUUAUGAGUACAAAUCUCCUCCACCACCUUCUCCAUCACCUCCACCUCCUUACUACUAUAAAUCUCCACCACCACCCUCUCCCUCACCUCCACCACCUUACUACUACAAAUCUCCCCCACCACCAUCACCAGUUUACAAAUACAAUUCACCACCUCCUCCAACACCAGUUUACAAGUACAAGUCACCACCUCCACCGUCACCAACAUACGUGUACAAGUCACCACCUCCACCGUCACCAACAUAUGUGUACAAGUCUCCUCCUCCUCCAACACCAGUUUACAAGUAUAAGUCACCACCUCCACCGUCACCAACAUACGAGUACAAGUCUCCUCCUCCUCCAACACCGGUAUACAAACCUCCAUACUACUACAAUUCACCUCCUCCUCCAACACCAGUUUACAAGUACAAAUCACCACCUCCUCCAUCACCAACUUACGUGUACAAGUCUCCUCCUCCACCAACACCAGUAUACAAGCCCCCGUACUACUACAAAUCACCACCUCCUCCAUCACCAACUUACGUGUACAAGUCUCCUCCUCCACCAACACCAGUAUAUAAGCCCCCAUACUACUACAACUCACCUCCUCCUCCAACACCUGUUUAUAAGUACAAUUCACCACCUCCACCAUCACCAGUUUACAAGUACAACUCACCACCUCCUCCAACACCGGUUUACAAGUACAACUCACCACCUCCUCCAUCACCGGUUUACAAGUACAACUCACCACCUCCUCCAUCACCAGUUUACGUCUACAAGUCACCACCCCCACCAACACCUGUAUACAAACCCCCAUACUACUACAACUCACCUCCUCCUCCAACACCAGUGUACAAGUACAAUUCACCACCUCCACCGUCACCAACUUAUGUGUACAAGUCACCACCCCCACCAUCACCAGUAUACAAACCCCCAUACUACUACAACUCACCUCCUCCUCCAACACCGGUGUACAAGUACAAUUCACCUCCUCCUCCAACACCAGUGUACAAGUAUAAUUCACCUCCUCCUCCUACUUACUACUACAAUUCGCCACCACCUCCAGUAAAAUCUCCACCUCCACCAACACCUUACUACUAUCAAUCUCCACCACCACCCACGUACACUCCACCUCCAUACUACUACAACUCUCCUCCUCCACCUGUUGUGUAUCCCCCACAUCCAUAUCACCACUCAUUGAUUGUGAAGGUAGUGGGUAAAGUCUACAGCUACAAGUGCUAUAACUGGGAGUAUCCUGAAAAGUCUCAUGACAAGAAACACCUCAAAGGUGCUAUUGUUGAGGUCAAAUGCAAAGCUGGAAGGAACAUCAUCAAGGCGUACGGUAAAACUAAGAACAAUGGAAAGUAUGCCAUCACAAUUCCAAACUUUAACUAUGUGAAAUAUGGUCCCACAGUGUGCAAAGCCAAACUACAUGCUCCACCUAAAGGCUCUCCAUUCAACAUCCCAACUAAGCUCAAUGAGGGAACCGACUUGUGGGUAAAAUCUAAAGACAAGUAUGAAGUUGUGCUCAAGGCUAAGCCAUUCGCCUAUGCUUCUAAGAAGCAUUAUGAAGAAUGUGAAAAGCCUAAGCCUUCACCAACUCCUUACUACUACAAGUCACCUCCUCCUCCUACACCAACUUAUGUGUACAAGUCACCACCCCCACCAUCACCAACUUAUGUGUACAAGUCACCACCCCCGCCAUCACCUACAUACAAACCCCCAUAUUACUACAACUCACCUCCUCCUCCAACACCAGUUUACAAAUACAAUUCACCACCUCCACCAUCACCAACUUAUGUGUACAAGUCACCACCUCCACCAUCACCUGCAUACAAACCCCCAUACUACUAUAACUCACCUCCUCCUCCAACACCAGUUUACAAGUACAAUUCACCACCUCCACCUUCACCUACUUACGUCUACAAAUCACCACCACCACCAUCACCUGUAUACAAACCCCCAUACUACUACAACUCACCUCCUCCUCCAACACCAGUGUACAAGUACAAUUCACCACCUCCACCAUCACCAACUUAUGUGUAUAAGUCACCACCCCCACCAUCACCUGUAUACAAACCCCCAUACUACUACAACUCACCACCUCCCCCAACACCAGUUUACAAAUACAACUCACCUCCUCCUCCGUCACCAACUUACGUGUACAAGUCUCCUCCUCCACCAACACCGGUAUACAAGCCCCCGUACUACUACAAAUCACCACCUCCUCCAUCACCAACUUACGUGUACAAGUCUCCUCCUCCACCAACACCAGUAUACAAGCCCCCAUACUACUACAACUCACCUCCUCCUCCAACACCUGUUUAUAAGUACAAUUCACCACCCCCACCAUCACCGGUUUACAAGUACAACUCACCACCUCCUCCAACACCAGUUUACAAGUACAACUCACCACCUCCUCCAUCACCAGUUUACGUCUACAAGUCACCACCUCCUCCAUCACCUGUUUACGUCUACAAGUCACCGCCCCCACCAACACCUGUAUACAAACCCCCAUACUACUACAACUCACCUCCUCCCCCAACACCAGUGUACAAGUACAAUUCACCACCUCCUCUAACACCAGUGUACAAGUACAAUUCACCACCUCCACCAUCACCAACUUAUGUGUACAAGUCACCACCUCCACCAUCACCUGUGUACAAACCCCCAUAUUACUACAACUCACCUCCUCCUCCAACACCAGUUUACAAGUACAAGUCACCACCUCCACCAUCACCAACUUACGUGUACAAGUCACCACCCCCACCAUCACCUGCAUACAAACCCCCAUACUACUACAACUCCCCUCCUCCUCCAACACCGGUUUACAAGUACAACUCCCCUCCUCCUCCAACACCGGUUUACAAAUACAACUCUCCCCCUCCUCCAUCACCGGUUUACAAGUACAACUCCCCCCCUCCUCCAUCACCGGUUUACAAGUACAACUCUCCUCCUCCCCCAUCACCGGUUUACAAGUACAACUCUCCUCCUCCCCCAUCACCGGUUUACAAGUACAACUCCCCUCCUCCAUCACCGGUUUACAAGUACAACUCUCCUCCUCCUCCAACACCGGUUUACAAGUACAACUCCCCUCCUCCUCCAACACCGGUUUACAAAUACAACUCCCCUCCUCCUCCAACACCGGUUUACAAAUACAACUCCCCUCCUCCUCCAACACCGGUUUACAAGUACAACUCCCCUCCUCCUCCAACACCGGUUUACAAGUACAACUCCCCUCCUCCUCCAACACCGGUUUACAAGUACAAGUCCCCUCCUCCUCCAACACCGGUUUACAAAUACAACUCCCCUCCUCCUCCAACACCGGUUUACAAGUACAACUCCCCUCCUCCUCCAACACCGGUUUACAAGUACAAGUCACCACCUCCACCGUCGCCAACUUACGAGUACAAGUCACCACCUCCACCGUCACCAACUUACGAGUACAAAUCUCCUCCUCCUCCAACUCCAACACCAGUUUACAAGUACAAAUCCCCACCUCCACCAUCACCUACAUAUGUUUACAAGUCUCCUCCACCACCAACACCAUCCCCACCUCCACCUUACUAUUACCAAUCCCCACCACCACCAUCCCCUUCUCCACCACCUCCUUAUUACUAUCAAAGUCCUCCUCCACCAUCUCCCACUCCUCAUACUCCCUACUACUACAAAUCCCCUCCACCACCAACGUCAUCUCCUCCACCUCCUUACCACUAUGUGAGUCCUCCUCCACCAACAUCAUCUCCUCCCCCACCAUACCACUACACAUCACCACCUCCUCCCUCCCCGGCUCCUGCUCCCACAUACAUUUACAAAUCACCUCCCCCACCUGUGAAAUCACCUCCCCCACCAGCUUACAUUUAUGCAUCCCCACCACCACCUAUCUACAAGUAAGCUCAAAAUGCAGCAACACCGUUCCGUAUAAAUCAUGUUUUAGUUUUCAUCAAGGAAUAAAUGCAACCUCCAUUUGGAACAAAGUGAAACUACCUUCCAGUCUAAGUCCUUUGAAUAAAAGUCUGAAUGUAUUAUCUCUAAGCAACAUUAUUUGUUAUUCAGACAAAAUUGAGUCUAUUUCUUUGGUGGCCAUCUUGCACGUCCUGGUCUUGUUGUGCUCAAGUGACAUACAAAUCAAAAUGAGGAAGCAAUAUUUGAAUGUAAA
Messenger RNA from Vicia villosa (hairy vetch), 4751 nucleotides. RefSeq lists its product as uncharacterized. The transcript has 3 exons. The record is from RefSeq and is a predicted model, not a curated record. Gene Ontology annotation, biological process: plant-type cell wall organization. Lineage: Eukaryota; Viridiplantae; Streptophyta; Magnoliopsida; Fabales; Fabaceae. The coding region runs from base 131 to 4486 and encodes 1451 amino acids. Gene Ontology annotation, molecular function: structural constituent of cell wall.